AUGCAGGACGUGCAGGCCAAGGGCUUUGCUCAUGACUCUGGCGAUGUGAGCCCAUUCCCCGCCGUGGCCGCACCACCGCAGCAGGAGCAGCGCCAGCCCUGGGCGUGGAAGGGCGCAAACCUGCGCAGCGCCGCGGCGGCGGUCGCGCUUGGCGCCGCCGUGCGGUGGCUGGCGCCUGUGCCGGAGGGCCUCGAACCGCAGGCCUGGUCUCUCCUGGCGUUCUUCGUGACCACCGUGUCUGGGCUGAUCCUGGAGCCUGUGCCGGCAGGGGCCUGGGCGCUGAUGUGUGUCGCGGCCGCGAUCGCGAGCCACGCGCUGACGUUUGAGGAGGCGUUCUCGGCCGCCGACACGGAGGUGCUGUGGCUGAUAGUGCUGGCCUUCCUGCUGGCCAAGGGCUUUGAGAAGAGCGGCCUGGGGGAGCGCAUAGCGGAGAUGCUAGUGUCGCGGUUCGGCGGCAGCACGCGCGGCCUGGCGCUCAGCCUGGCGGUCGGGGAGGCGCUGCUGGCGCCCGGCAUGCCCUCCACCACGGCACGCGCCGCGGGAAUAUUCCUGCCGGUCAUCAAGGGCGUCUCCGCAGCUUCCGGCAGCUUCCCAGAUGCUGCCACCCCAAUCGGCGCCAGCAGUGAAGCCGACACGCGCACCAAGAUAGGGGCGUACCUGGUCCAGUCCCAGCUGCAGUCCAGCAGCCACACCUGCAGCCUGUUUCUCACUGCGUCCGCCCAGAACCUGCUGUGCCUGCAGCUGGCGGAGGCGGCCGGGCUUGACCUCGGGAAUCACUUUUUUGUGUGGUCGGAGGGAGCCAUCGUGCCCGGUGUCAUCGGCACGUUCCUGCUCCCCCUGCUGGUGUACCAGCUGCAGCCGCCCGCCAUCACCGCCACGCCGGAGGCCCCCAGGAUGGCGGCCGCGCGGCUCAAAGAGCUCGGGACCCUCACCCAGGACGAGGUGGUCAUGCUGGGUACAGUGGGUGUGGCGCUCACCAUAUGGCUGUUCGGCGAGCAGGCGGGCGUGCCGCCGGUGGUGGGGGCCAUGCUGGCGCUGGGCAUCCUGCUGGCCACGGGCGUGCUGGAUUGGCGGGAGGACUGCCUCAAGGGGUCACCCCAGGCCUGGGACACCCUCUUCUGGUUCGGAGUCCUGAUCAGCAUGAGCCUGGCCCUUCAGGACAAGGGCGUCAUCUCAGCCUUCACGGACUGGGCCUCGGGCGCCCUCACCGCGCUGCACCUGCCCUGGCCGGCGCUGUUUGCGGCGCUGCACCUCCAGUUCUACCUGCUGCACUACAUGUUUGCGUCCAAGACGGCCCACGUGGGGGCGCUGUACGCGGCCUUCCUGUCGCUCUUGCUGGCGGGAGGGGUACCGCCCAAGCUGGCUGCGAUGUCUCUGGCUUACAACAUCUGCAUUAACGGGGGCAUCACCCACUACGCCAGCGGCCAGGCGGCCGUCUACUAUGCCAGCGGCUUUCUCAAGCUGAGGGAGAUCUUCAGUGUCGGCGCCGUCUGCGGGGCGGCGUCUCUGUUCAUUUGGGGCACGUUUGGCAUGGGAUGGUGGAAGGUGCUCGGGUGGUGGUGA
Messenger RNA from Monoraphidium neglectum, 1563 nucleotides. Its product is annotated as 2-oxoglutarate/malate translocator, chloroplastic Flags: Precursor. Gene Ontology annotation, cellular component: membrane. The record is from RefSeq and is a predicted model, not a curated record. The coding region runs from base 1 to 1563 and encodes 520 amino acids. Gene Ontology annotation, molecular function: transmembrane transporter activity. Gene Ontology annotation, biological process: transmembrane transport. The transcript has 13 exons. Lineage: Eukaryota; Viridiplantae; Chlorophyta; Chlorophyceae; Sphaeropleales; Selenastraceae.